Messenger RNA from Asterias rubens (European starfish), 9226 nucleotides. RefSeq names its product fibrillin-2-like. Gene Ontology annotation, cellular component: protein-containing complex; plasma membrane. The record is from RefSeq and is a predicted model, not a curated record. Bases 1033 to 8880 code for a protein of 2615 amino acids. The transcript is spliced from 59 exons. Gene Ontology annotation, biological process: establishment or maintenance of epithelial cell apical/basal polarity; heterophilic cell-cell adhesion. Gene Ontology annotation, molecular function: calcium ion binding. Lineage: Eukaryota; Metazoa; Echinodermata; Asteroidea; Forcipulatida; Asteriidae.
GUAUACAGUAAACAGUAGUUGGCUGACUCAUUUAGACCCGUGUCAACCUAAUUGCAACUGUCUGGGUCAUACAAUCAUUACCAAUAAUAUUAUCGAAACUGAAAUUUGUACGAAGAUGAAACAGACAGUUGAGAUGGAUGCAUGGUAAUGACAAAGUACCGAAACAGCGUAAUUAUUUACAAAACCUGCAAGGAUGAACGCUAUUCGACUUGUGUAUAAUGUGUACACGUAGAUUCUUGUUGCAUUUGCGUCUGAUUCACUGAAAGCUAUAGCCACAAGUAGAGUCAACACGAAGCAUCAUCUCGUCUGCAAGACAACACCUGGUUUAUACGAACACCUUCUCGGAGAUGUCUUAAUUGCUUAAGACCAUGAAAUGCUGUUUGUUAAGACGUCGUAUUGGAAAGCAAGGUAGGCGAACUUGUUACUUCAUCGAUCAGAGAAGAUAGUAAGAUGAAAAUCAAAACCAGAAAUUGGACGACACUCCUCUAGCUCAAGGAUGAAACGGAGUGAUAUUAUUUCAUCCCCGUCAACAACGAUUUAGAAAACUGCAAGAAGGGGACCUUCCUCGCGGAUGACUGUGAAUAUAUACAAGAAGCGGGACUCCUUAUGGAUGAUGGUGAACUUGAGGAGUUUUUUUUUAAAGUGUUGAAAGUUUGAUUUUGGGGUUUCGACGAGUCAUGUGAGCUUUACACAAAGAUAUCAUCAGUCUUUGUGAUUGAGGAAAAACAACCAUUGUUUAUCUGCUGGAAUGGUUUGACGUCAGUGACUGAGUUGUAACCAAUAACCACCUUUUAUUAGCUCAUCCAGUUGGGCCGACGAAACUGUAGAGGUGCUACCUCAGCUUUGUCUAGCUAGCACAACUUUAAAAAAAAAUUAUGAGUGGAUAACAUUCAGGAAAAACACAUUAUUACAAGGUUUUAAAGUCUGCCAACAAAACACAAGCGACUGCUUUUUUUUAAAGCUGAAAAGGCACUGCGACUACCUAAUUUAAGAUUUGACAAUGAAUAGAGCGGGCUUCAGCUAUCUAUAGACAUGGCAACAGGCGCAUAUCUGUCACAGAAACUAUCUAUAUCUUGUCGAAGACCGAGGAUGGCUGGACAUUUCGUACGGAUGUUUGGGAGAGUCGCGCCGUCCCCACCGUUCAGGAGCCCGCGAGACUUGUCGUCGAUUUCACGGUAUCUCUUUCUCGCAGUUCUACACAUCGCAGUGUUCUGUUUCCAUGCAACCGAAGCACGUUACGAAUGUCAGAGUGUGCCGUGUCAGAAUGGUGGAACGUGCUUAGACGGAGAUUACGGAUUCUACACAUGUUUGUGUCCGGCUAACUUCAAUGGAUUCAACUGUGAAUUAGUAUUAUUGACGACUGGAUGUGGGCAGACUUUCACCGAACCCACCGGUAUCAUUACCAGCCCAAACUACCCUGGAAACUACACAAGUAGACAACAGUGUGUGUACUACAUUCGUGUCCACGGAGCAACAGAGAUCUCUCUGACAAUCACAAACUUUAAGUUGGAGGAAGAGAAGGAUAUCCUGGGCAUAGGAGCGGGGUACGAGGCCAUCGACACGUUUGUGGGCGCCUUAACCGGAGAUCUCACCGCCCAGCUACCGAGGACCACCAUUUAUCAGUCCGGUGGCGUGUGGAUUUACUUUGCCACAGAUAGGAAUAUAGAAGAUAGUGGAUUCAGGAUUGAGUAUGGCGCCGAUGGCAACGACUGCUACAACGAUCCUUGCCUCAACGGAGCGACUUGUAUCGAUGGACUGCGCUCCUUCACAUGCACGUGCCCUCCUGGUUUCCUUGGGAUGCUGUGUGAUACAAAUUUUGAUGAAUGUAGCAGCGCUCCUUGUUUGAAUGGAGCCGCCUGUACGGAUGGAGAUAAUAUGUUCACCUGCCAGUGUACCAUGGGUUGGGUCGGUACACUCUGCGACGUCAAUGACGACGAUUGCCGUAGUAACCCAUGCCUAAACGGGGCUACAUGCUUAGAUGAACUGAAUGCGUAUACGUGCUUAUGCCUCCCUGGCUACAAUGGGGAUAUCUGUCAGAAUGAUAUUAAUGAGUGUGGAAGUGGUCCAUGUAGGAAUGGUGGAACGUGCACGGACAAAGUCAACAGUUUCACAUGUGCCUGCCUGGAUGGAUAUGAAGGGUUAACCUGUGAAAUAAAUAUUAAUGAAUGUGCCUCACAACCGUGUCAAAGCGGUGGAUUUUGCAUCGAUCGAGUAAACAGUUUUGACUGUACAUGUGCCCCAGGAUACACCGGAACAGUCUGUGAAAUCAAUAUUGAUGAGUGUUCCAGUAACCCAUGUCGUAAUGGAGGACUUUGCGCUGACAGGGUGAACAGAUUUGAAUGUACCUGCACGCCUGGCUGGACCGGAGAUGUUUGUGACGUCAAUUUUGUGGAAUGCUUCAGCAGUCCCUGCAAUAAUGGAGGUACCUGUAUUGACGCGUUGAAUUCAUUUGUGUGUAACUGUCGUACAGGGUACACUGGUAUUACGUGUGAACUCAACAUCGAUGACUGUAUAUCUGCUCCGUGCCAGAACGGUGGAAUUUGCACCGACGCCGUGAAUAGUUACUCCUGUAACUGUGCUCCAGGCUUCAAUGGAGACCAGUGCCAAUUAAAUAUCAACGAAUGUGCCAGUAACCCAUGUAGUAAUGGCGGUACUUGCAUUGACGGUGUGAAUAGUUUUAACUGCCAGUGCCCCAUGGGGCUCACCGGAAACCGCUGCCAAUUUGAUGUUGAUGAGUGUGCCAGCAAUCCAUGCUUAAACGGUGCCCUUUGCAGUGAUCAGAUCAAUGGAUAUGCAUGUUCUUGUACUCGCGGCUUCACUGGUAUUUUUUGUGAGAUUGAUAUAAAUGAGUGUGACAGCACGCCUUGUCAAAACGGAGCCGCUUGCAACAACCUCCCCAAUAGUUACACAUGUGUUUGUGUUGUUGGAUUUACAGGAGCCCAGUGCCAAACAGACAUAAAUGAAUGCAGCAGUAUACCGUGUCAGAACGGUGGAUUCUGUAACGAUCGUGUGAAUGGCUUUGAAUGUAGCUGCCUCUCUGGUUACACCGGAAGCACCUGUCAGUUUGAAAUCAAUGAGUGUAACAGCAGCCCAUGUGUGAAUGGAGCUUGCGAUGAUAGAGUCAAUGGCUUCUUCUGCACAUGUUUGCCUGGGUGGACAGGAACACGCUGUGAUAUAGGUAUCAACGAGUGCCAGUCGAUUCCCUGUCAGAAUGGUGCCACUUGCGUCGACUCUCUCAACUCUUACCGGUGUGACUGUCGGCCAGGCUGGACGGGGCUGCAGUGCAGGGAGAACAUCAACGAGUGUGGAAGCACCCCCUGUCAAAAUGGAGGCAUUUGCUUCGAUCUUCAGAAUAUGUACCGUUGCGACUGCCUGCCCGGGUGGACUGGACCCGACUGUUCUGAAAAUGUGAAUGACUGCGCAAGUAUCCCUUGCUUGAAUGGUGCUACGUGUACAGACAUCACGAAUGGCUAUGCGUGUACUUGUGCACCUGGUUGGAUUGGAAACAACUGCGAACGAGAUGUUAAUGAGUGUGCCAGUAGCCCUUGUCUGAACUUCGGACAAUGUUUGAACCAAGUGGACAUGUACGUCUGCCAAUGUCAGUCUGGUUUUACAGGCAUCCACUGUGAGACAGAUACCGAUGAGUGUGCCAGUGUGCCAUGUCUCAACGGAGGUCUAUGCACGGACUUGAGGAAUGCUUACGUCUGCGAUUGUGACCCAGGAUACAGUGGAGUAACUUGUCAAAUCAAUAACGACGAAUGCAGUAGUUUCCCGUGUCGUCAGGGUGGCACCUGCGUGGACCUUAUCAACGGCUUCCGUUGUCUCUGCGCUCCGGGCUUCACAGGCUUCGACUGUUCCAGUAACUUCAACGAGUGUUCCAACCAGCCGUGUCUCAAUGGAGAGUGUGUAGAUGGAAUCAAUCAAUAUUACUGCAACUGCAACGCUGGAUUUACUGGAACCAACUGUGAAAUUGAUAUCCAGGAAUGUUCAAGUGGACCUUGCUUCAAUGGAGGUACAUGUCGGGACGGAAUAAACGCUUAUAACUGCCAGUGUGACGCUGGCUACACUGGCCCAAAUUGUGGAAUUGAUAUUAACGAGUGUGCAAGUACUCCGUGCUUCAACAAUGCGCCGUGUACCAAUGAAAUUAAUGGCUACAGCUGCACGUGUUUACCAGGAUACGCAGGACCAGACUGCAGAUUCAAUCGUGAUGAGUGUCAGAGUCAACCAUGUCAAAAUGGCGGAACAUGUAGAGAUGGAAAUAACAUUUACUUUUGUCAAUGUACAUCAGAAUGGCUCGGCAACAACUGCGAAAUACAGAACGACGACUGUGUAAAUCAACCCUGUAAGAACGGUGGAACCUGUAUAGAUCAGCUUGGUGCAUUUGACUGUCGGUGCCAGACAGGGUGGACCGGACCAACAUGCGAACAGGAUGUGGAUGAGUGUGCAAGUAACCCUUGCUUCAACGGAGCUACAUGUACUCAUGGAACCAACAGCUUCUUCUGCCGUUGUGCUCCUGGCUACAUCGGCGCAGUGUGCAAUGAAGAUUCGGUGGAAUGCAUGAGUGACCCUUGCCGUAACGGUGGGACGUGCUUCGAAGGGGACAACGCAUACUUCUGUCAAUGUGCACCGGGUUACAUCGGUAGCAACUGUGAACUGGAUAAAAACGAGUGCGAGAGUGAUCCUUGUAAGAACGGUGCCUUGUGCCAGAAUUUCAUCAAUCUUUACAACUGUGUCUGUGCUGCUGGCUUCACUGGGGUCACAUGCGAACAAGAUAUUGAUGAAUGCUUCAGCGACCCAUGUAAGAACGGUGGUGAAUGCAUCAAUGAGGUGAACUUCUACACUUGCCGCUGCACCCCGGGAUGGUCCGCCACUAAUUGCGAUGUCGAUAUUGACGAAUGCCUAAGUAAUCCGUGUUUAAACGGCGGUCUAUGUAGUAAUGGAGAGAGUCGUUAUACUUGUACCUGUCUGGCAGGAUGGACCGGAGCCCGCUGUGAUGUUGAAAUUGAUGAGUGUUCCAAUUCACCGUGUCGUAACGGAGGAACAUGUACUGAUUUAGUCAAUGGGUAUUCAUGUAGUUGUCGUGCUGGGUUCACCGGUCCCACAUGCGAGGGAGAUGUGGAUGAGUGUGUAUCCCAGCCUUGCCUUAACGGAGCCACCUGUUUGAAUGACAUUAAUCUGUUUCAGUGUCAGUGUGCGUCGGGUUGGACCGGAGACACAUGUCAAAUAGAUAUCAAUGAAUGUGCCAGUAACCCCUGUUUGAAUGCUGCUGCGUGUACCAACCAAGUCAAUGGAUUUCAAUGCACCUGUGAGGCGGGUUACCAGGGAGUGAGAUGUGAAGCUGACAUCAACGAGUGUGCCAGCAACCCUUGCCGCAACGGUGCCCUCUGCGUUAAUCAGAUCAACAUGUUCAUGUGUCAGUGUGGACCCGGGUGGACGGGUACGACUUGCGAGAUGGAGCUCGAUGAAUGCGCAAGUGAUCCGUGCUCCAACAGCGGCGUGUGCGUUAAUGCAGUCAACAGGUACAUAUGUGACUGCGCUCCCGGAUACUACGGAACUAACUGUCAAAAUGAAUACAACGAGUGCAUUUCUAACCCAUGCGUUAACGGCGCAACGUGUCGUGAUAACGUAAACUCCUUCAUCUGUGACUGUGCUGCAGGGUAUGACGGAUCCAGAUGUGAAAUCCCUAUUUUUGAGUGUGCCAGCAGCCCCUGUGAGAAUGGUGCUACAUGUACCGACGGUAUCAACAUGUACACUUGUGCAUGUGUGUCUGGAUUCACGGGCAUCCACUGCGAGAUCAAUGUUGACGAGUGUGCCAGCAACCCCUGCGCUAAUGAUGGUGUCUGUGUGGAUCAGAUCAACAGAUAUGUUUGUGCAUGUACACCUGGAUGGACGGGAGUCCAGUGCUUAACGAACAUUAAUGAGUGUGCAAGUAACCCAUGCGUGAAUGGAGGCGUCUGCAAUGAUAUCGUCAACGGUUAUGAGUGUAGUUGUACAACAGGCUGGGAAGGAGCCAAUUGCAACAUAGAUAUCGAUGAAUGUGCAAGCUCACCGUGUCAGAAUGAAGCCAUAUGCAGUAAUGGGCGAAACAUAUACCUGUGUGUCUGCCAGCCUGGAUACACUGGAGCUAACUGUGACAUUGAUAUCAACGAGUGUGGAAGUUUCCCGUGUCAAAAUGGCGCCACUUGCCUGGACGGAGUCAACAAUUAUGAGUGUCUUUGCACCGUUGGGUACGAUGGCUACAACUGUCAAUUUGAUAUUAACGAGUGUGGGUCCAACCCCUGUAUCAAUGGUAACUGCAAUAAUCUGAUUAGUCUAUACACCUGCACAUGUUCUGCCGGAUGGACUGGUGAUAACUGCGCUGAUGAUAUUGAUGAGUGUGCAAGCAAUCCUUGCAUGAACGGCGCUACAUGCACCAACCUGGAGAGCAGCUAUCGCUGUGAGUGCGCUCCUGGAUGGACUGGAUUGAUGUGUAACAUAGAUAUUGAUGAGUGUGCUUCAGCGCCUUGCCUUAAUGGCGGUGCCUGCUCUAACCUGGAGAAUCUGUACGAGUGUGUCUGCCUCAACGGCUUCAUGGGACUCAAAUGUGAAAUAAAUCUGGAUGAAUGUGACAGUAACCCGUGUCUCAAUGGAGGUCUAUGCUUCAAUGAAAACAACGCCUUCGUCUGCACAUGUCAGGCUGGAUAUACUGGAACAAACUGUGAAAGAGAAAUUGUUGAGUGUGAUCAGAACCCAUGUAAGUUUGGAUCGACCUGCAUCGAUCAGGUGAACUCCUACACCUGCGUCUGUGCCAGCGGAUACACCGGCUCAACCUGCGACUUCAACAUCAACGAGUGCGCCAGUAACCCGUGUGAAAACAGCGGAGUGUGUAACGAUGAAAUCAACGGGUUUAACUGCGUCUGCCCGGAUGGGUACAUUGGGCAGUUUUGCCAGAUUGAUGUGAACGAAUGUGAGAAUAAACCCUGCCAGAAUCAAGGAACGUGUACGGAUAACUUUGGGACAGCAGGCUACAUGUGUUACUGUCACCCUGGAUUCACUGGUAUCCACUGUGAAGAAAACAUCAAUGAGUGUGUGUCUAGCCCUUGCCUGAACGGAGCUAUCUGUUAUGAUGGAAUCAAUGAAUACACCUGUGCCUGCCCGACAGGAUGGACGGGAACUAAUUGUGAAACAGCUAUCGGAUGCAGGAACAAUUUUACCAUCCCGCUGAAUGGCAAAGUUGAAAUCCACACUCCGGACUAUCCCAGUAACUACGGUAACUACGAGGAGUGUCGCUGGUUCAUCCACGGCACCCCAGGCCGCACAAUGACUGUCCAAUUCAUGGACUUCAUCACAGAGAACCGCUACGACAAACUCAAGAUUGGAACCGGCGAUAACAUCUUUGACGAGGGUACCGUUCAGGUGGAAGCAUCCGGGAACGUCUUGCCGACUGGAUUCGAUACGCCCAGCAAUCUACUCUGGGUUACGUUCUUCUCGGACGGUGAGAAGACGGAGAGAGGCUUCUCUAUUGAAAUUCUGGAUGAGGGCUACACAGACGUGUUACCAUGCGACAGGGAACCAUGCAUCAACGGCGGUACAUGCAGUAAUGAGCAGAAUGGACGAUUUAUAUGUAUGUGUACUCCGAUGUGGACCGGUACCAACUGCCAUACGCCAACAGAUAUCAAUAAGUGUGGUAACAACCCGUGUCGUAACGGUGCGGAGUGCUCCAAUGUAGGGACUGAUUACACAUGUGACUGUCCAGCCGGAUUCACUGGCAAGGAUUGUGAAACAAAUAUCAAUGAGUGUGAGGGUAUGCCGUGUCUGUUUGGAGGAACUUGCGUCAACCUGGUGGGAUUCUACACUUGCAUCUGCCCACCGGGACAUUCUGGGGACAUCUGCCAAAAUGUUCCACAGGCAGAUUCCUGUGACAUAGACUACUGUAUGGGACGCGGUAUGUGUACGUACUUCAACGAUACAUACAACUGUGCAUGUGAGGAUGGCUACGGUGGCACAUACUGUGAGAUCGAUUACAACCCAUGCCGUCGUGCCCCGUGUCUGAACAGAGGAGUGUGUUUCAAUCUACCAGAGGGAGGAUGGAACGGCUACACCUGCAAAUGCGCCAACGGGUUCAUUGGAGCUCGCUGCGAUAUUCAAGAGUCAUCCAACUGUAUCUAUGCCAACCCCUGUGCAGCGGGCGCAACCUGUACCCAUUCUAAGGGAGAGUACACAUGUACAUGUCCACCAGGAUAUGACGGCAAAUUCUGCCAAAACAAUAUUGACGAAUGUGCAGCCGUUACAAACCCCUGUAACACCAAUGGAGUCUGCGUAGACAGGGUCGACAGCUACACAUGCGCAUGCAGGAGCGGGUUCACUGGAGCACUCUGCCAAACUGACAUUGAUGAGUGUGGUAGAAAGCCAUGCUUUAACGAGGGUAAAUGUACCAAUGGUAAAAACACCUUCUUCUGCCAGUGUGCGAAUGGUUUCUCCGGUGAUGACUGUAGUGUUUCAGCUGGAGCAGUGGAUACAGGACCUCAGUAUACCUGGAUGGGUAAUGAGAUCAUGUUAUCUCCGUGGGUCAUUGCCAUCAUCGUAGCCCUGGGCAUCUUCAUCAUCUUCUUGGUUCUCCUUCUCAUCAUCAGAGGUCGUCAUCAAUAUGGUGGAUAUGACGCAGAGAGGGCCGCCAACGAGCGCAAGAGAGGACUUCCAAAUACCCAGCUUGAUGAUCAGAUUCCGGUCCUCGCUGAAGACGCAGCAGCGGAACAACCUCUUGCUAGAGAGAAUGAUUAUGGGUUCAUCCCACCACCUGGCAAUGCAUCUACCGUGGCCGAAAUCAACAGCUACGAGAACCCCUGGCCGCAGAGCACUGAAGAUUUCUCCAUGGAUAAGAUACAAAAAACUCAUUUGUGAUCGACGUUCAUGAGAUCUGGAGAUGUUCUUGCCAAAGAAAAAAAAAAAAAACUAACCCACCCAACACCUCAAAGUUCUUUACUUCAUAAAAUCCUGGAGGCAUCUCUUGUUGUAGUGUACAUCACCUCUGAUAAAAAAAAAAAGAAAUUUGCAAAUACGUCUUGUUUUUAAAGUUUUAACGGAUAUGUGUUUUCGAAAAAGAUGACUUCUGCGCCUGUGAAAUCUUCAUCAUAAUGAAUGCUUUUACCAAAUCAAGAUGCAGAUUGAAGACUUUCUUCUCACUUGUUAUGGUCACACCGUCACACCAAAAUUGUUUUGCAUGAAAAUGUGUAAGUUGAUUAAAUUU